Boleophthalmus pectinirostris (great blue-spotted mudskipper) is the source of this 2475-nucleotide messenger RNA. RefSeq names its product slc25a1 solute carrier family 25 member 1b (gene slc25a1b). Bases 426 to 1382 code for a protein of 318 amino acids. The transcript is spliced from 9 exons. NCBI's taxonomy places the organism in Eukaryota, Metazoa, Chordata, Actinopteri, Gobiiformes, Gobiidae. The record is from RefSeq and is a predicted model, not a curated record. Gene Ontology annotation, biological process: mitochondrial citrate transmembrane transport.
UACGUUUGAAUGCUGUAUAGUUUUGUUGUUGUUAUUGUUGCUGUUGUAUUUGACAGGGAAUACAUAUCUUCACCCCGUUCCACCUUUAUUUUUUAUGACAAACAUGGCGUUUUCCGCGCAAGGGGAAGCGAUGUUGUAUCAGGCCCCUAUAGCCCCUCCCUGGGCGCCCCCUGAUUCGAGUUUACGCCAUCCUCCUCCGUGAAGCAGUGUGCAAGGAGGCAACUUGUCAAAAGUACACAUUCAUUAUCAGUUUUUGCUCAGUACUAAGUCCAAUGGUCACAGCGGACUGGCCUUUGAAUUUGUGCAGCUUCCUCUCGCACAAAGCACGCAGGCUGCUGCUGCACUCGGUCUGCAGGCUCAGCGGAUCUUUGACGACAAUCGUCCGUGUUGUGAUUCAAAGUUAAACCCCGGUGUCUAUCCCAGUCAUGUCUGGACAUCCUAAAUUUGUGAGUCCGUUUCACAGACCGCAGUCCUUGGCUGCUGCUGCUGCUCCUGCUGGGAAAGCCAAACUUACCCACCCUGGCAAAGCGAUCCUGGCAGGUGGGAUUGCCGGAGGAAUAGAGAUCUGUAUCACCUUCCCUACUGAGUAUGUUAAAACCCAGCUGCAGCUAGAUGAAAAGGCCAAUCCCCCAAAAUACAAAGGCAUUGUUGAUUGUGUAAAACAAACUGUGAAUAGUCAUGGUGUCCGAGGUCUUUACAGAGGUCUAAGCUCUCUUCUGUAUGGAUCUAUACCUAAGGCUGCAGUUAGGUUUGGGGUAUUUGAGUUUCUUAGCAAUAAGAUGCGUGAUGAGAGUGGGAAACUAGACAGCAAGCGGGGAUUUAUGUGUGGCCUUGGUGCUGGAGUUGCAGAGGCUGUAUUUGUUGUGUGUCCUAUGGAGACAGUUAAGGUAAAAUUUAUACAUGACCAGACUUCAGCAAACCCAAAGUACCGAGGGUUUUUUCAUGGAGUUAGGGAGAUUAUCAGAACUGAAGGACUGAAGGGCACCUACCAAGGGCUAACUGCCACUGUGCUAAAGCAGGGUUCAAACCAGGCUAUCCGUUUUUAUGUCAUGACGUCACUGAGAAACUGGUAUAAAGGUGAUGACUCCAACAAAGCCAUUAACCCUCUGAUUACUGGACUUUUUGGUGCUGUUGCUGGAGCUGCUAGUGUUUUUGGAAACACUCCUCUAGAUGUAAUCAAAACUAGAAUGCAGGGACUUGAAGCACACAAAUAUAAAAGCACAAUGGACUGUGCUGUUAAGAUAAUGAAGUAUGAAGGUCCAGCAGCGUUCUACAAAGGUACUGUCCCUCGUCUGGGUCGUGUGUGCAUGGAUGUAGCCAUAGUCUUCAUAAUUUAUGAAGAAGUUGUCAAAGUCCUGAACAUUGUUUGGAAGACAGAUUGAAAUGUCUACAGAAAGAAACCCACCUUCCAGGUUAAUAUCUACCUCCAACCUGUGUUGUAAUAUACAAAUAAAGGGAGUGAGCUUUUAAUGUGCUUGAAAAGCUUGUUGAUCAGCUGACCUUGAAGAAGUGUGGGCUCAGGGAAAAGGAUACUGAUUACAGUAGGAAUGAAAAUCUCUUGAACAAAGUGUUAAAUCUAUUUGUGCAAUUGGUGUCAAAUACUUUGUGAAUGAAAUGAAAUGAAUGAAAGCCAAUGCAGAAAAAUGUGACUGUAACUCUAUAGGAUUUUAAUUCAAAAAUUGAAAUUAUAAUCUCAAUGCAAACCCAUUUUUACAACAAAAUGUUUUACUGAUCAAAUCAAAAAUAAUCAAAAACAUCUAAUGGAUAACAUGUUGUCCUUUAUCUUCAGGGGCUUUAGGUGCAUUAUAUGCCUUAAGAUGCCUUAAAACUGAAUAAUAAUAAUAAUAAUAAUAAUAACAACAACAACAACUAUGAUUUUGAUGAUGAUGAUGAUUAUUAUUAUUAUUAUUAUUAUUAUUAUUAUUAUUAUAUUUAGAGUGACCUUAGUCCCUCUUAAACUUUAACCGAUCUGGUCUUGUGGUUUCUCUUUGUGCUGCAUACCUGCAUAUGUUUUAAAUUCAGCUACUUAAAUAGAUUAUCUCUUAAGUGCCUACAUUUUGUGUUUUGAGGUUGUGGAUAACUGAAUGUUGUAUGUACUGUAAAUCCAUACAGAUAUACAUUUUUCAUUGUUCAGUAUUUGAAAAAAGUCAGCCUUUUAACUCCACUUUCUUUCCACACUUUAAAUUGUGCCCUCCACCUCAUUCCAUAGAAGCAAGUCCAGUGUUUGCAAGGCUUCAAUUUUAUGCCUUACAUUAUGGUAUUUUGUAAUACUAUUUAGAUGUUAUCAAGCCUUGGUUUCUCUAGUGCCAACUGUUGCUUUAUCAUGCUGUUUACAAUAACUUGUAAUUAAAAUGUAUUUUCCUUGUUUCAAUGCAUACUGCCUUGUAAAUGGAGAUAUUCUAUCAGCCUAGGAUAAUUUCCAUUAUGUGCCUUUAAAGAAUUUAUUUUGACAAAAAUAAAUAAAUAAUAUACUUA